UUGUCGCUGUUUGGUCGGAAUAAUAGAAACAUGGCAGAAAAGAGUUUGUUGUUGUUAUGAAUGUAGACGAACGUGGUAUUAAUUUGUCAUUUAACCAAAAUGCCUUUUCCGGCAAGUGGAGGUGGUGCUUAUAUGCGUUAUACUCCUAAAAUUAUAAGAUUUGCAAGACAUGGGUGCACAAAUAGACCUUUCUUCCAUAUAGUUGUAAUGGAAAAACGGUUUAACCAGCACAGCCAAGUUAUUGAACAACUGGGGACGUAUGAUCCUCUUGGUAACCAGUAUAAUGAAAGAUUGGUAGCUUUGAAUUUCGAGAGAGUUCGCCAUUGGCUUGGCAGGGGUGCUGACACAUCUUACCCUGUCGCAGAACUAUUAGGACUCUGUGGUUUCUUUCCCAUCCACCCAAGGUGCUACAUGAGCGCGUGGAGGAAUCGCAAAGCUGCAGAAACUGAGGCUGCAGCACAAGAAGCUAAAUCUGAAGGACAGGAAAAGACCUAGUGGUACCAAGCACUUUAUUAAUAUCAGAUUGACUUUAUAGUUUAUAAUAAAACAUAGUACUUAAAAAUUAUGUGAUUUUUCUUUUGUCUUAAAAAUCUCAUCUUAAUGUGGCCUGAGGAAUAAGCAGUCUGUAUCACUCUGAUGAUGGAGGCAGUAUGUACCUCUGAAACGCCGCUAAACUUCUCAGAAGACAGCCAUUUUCAAUAAGCAGUUUGAUUUCAUUUAGUGAGUAUGGUUUACACUUGAAGUACUUGCAUUGUGACUUUAUGCUCGCAUUGCGAUGUCUGGAACCAGUGCUGGAAAUAAUUUUGUUUCAAUGCGAUCAUUAAAUUGCUUUGAAUGUCUUCAGCUAAUUGAAAAGUAGAUCAUAGUGAGGAAACUUACGGUUUUGAGAACAUUAAAGUCGCCAAUCUACCCAAAAAAGAAAAAAAAAGAAAAGAAAACCUGAUUCUUCUAAAUGGAGACGCUCGUGUUACGAUUGUUAUUGGCAAAAGGUCCGUGGGACCAUAUCAAAUGUUUCUGGUAGGUGUUCAGACAAUGGUAAUUUAUUUAUUUUUCUGGUCGGAAAUGUUGUGUGGGGAGAUGCAUUUUUAUGAUGCAAGAUCCGCUUGUCUGACCAAACAUUUUUUUUUUUAAAUGAACUGUCAUAAAUAUCUAAAGUGUUAUAACUUU
This is a messenger RNA of Zootermopsis nevadensis, 1167 nucleotides long. RefSeq names its product mitochondrial ribosomal protein S16 (gene mRpS16). Gene Ontology annotation, molecular function: structural constituent of ribosome. Gene Ontology annotation, cellular component: mitochondrial small ribosomal subunit; ribosome. The record is from RefSeq and is a predicted model, not a curated record. Gene Ontology annotation, biological process: mitochondrial translation. NCBI's taxonomy places the organism in Eukaryota, Metazoa, Arthropoda, Insecta, Blattodea, Termopsidae.